Molecule: messenger RNA, 2342 nt
Organism: Nerophis ophidion (straightnose pipefish)
Lineage: Eukaryota; Metazoa; Chordata; Actinopteri; Syngnathiformes; Syngnathidae
Product: oocyte zinc finger protein XlCOF6.1-like
Exons: 2
Coding region: 531-1820 (429 amino acids)
Biological process (GO): regulation of cytokine production; negative regulation of transcription by RNA polymerase II; regulation of immune system process
Source: RefSeq, a predicted model, not a curated record
CACGGCGAGGAUAAAGCAAGAUGGCGUUUGACGGUGAAGACGUUAUUGCAGUCGUCACAGUUCAGUGUUCUUGAUCUGUGCCCCCAUGUACACAUAUAUGUCCUUUAUUAGACUCUAGUAAAUAGAGUAAACAUCGUUAAUAACUGUUUGCAUCCGGUUAUAUUAGUCUGAGCGCACUUUGAUGCUUCUCGAGCUAGCUUAGCCUGCUAGUUAGCUUAGCGUGUUAGCUGCUAACAAAGAGAGGCGGAAGUGAUCAAAACACAUCGCUAAGCAGAGAUCAAGUGUGCGAAAGAACAAUAGCAGAGUACGACGAGGAACUUUGUCCAACAAAAGAGGAGAAGGAGCGACAACAUCAAAAACAUCAAGUUGUGUUACACAGAACAGACCUUGAUGACGAACAUCUUCCUCAUGAGCAGGAGGAGGAACCACAAUUCCCCCGCAUACAUGAGGAAAAAGAGAUCCCACAUUCCCAACACAUUAAAGAGGAAGGAGAGGAGCCACAUCCCCCCCACAUUAAAGAGGAAUACGAGAUGCCACAGACCCAUAAUGUUAAACUGACCCUUCACAUUAAAGGGCAAGCGGAGGACCCACAGAUCUUACACAUCAAAAAUGAAGAAGAGGACCCACUGAACCCUCACUGUAAAGGGCAAGAGAACCCGCUGACCCCUCACAUUAAAAAGGAAGAGGAUGACUCACUGACCCCCUACUUUAAAGAGGAAGCGGGGGACAAAGAACCGCCAUACAUUAAAACUGAAGAGCUGGAACACCACAUCAGUCAGCCUAAAUGGUUGGAGGAGUUCCCAGUGACUGGUGUCCCUGUGAAGAGUGAAGAUGAUGAGGUCAAAAGUGAAAGUGAGGAGAGGGGAGGGGGGGAGCCUCCAAGCAGCAGCUCAACACAACACAUGACAACAGAAGCUGAUGGAGGCCACUGUGGAGGAUCACAAGCAGACAAGCUCUUAGCUCCACUAUCAGAUAGUGAGGACACAACGUCACACUCUUCUGAAACUGAUGAUGAAGACUCUAAAGAUGACAAGACAUGUCACACUGACAACACUCACUUGAAAUGUUCUCACUGUGACAAAACCUUUAAACACAAUUGGCAUCUGAAAAGACACAUGAGAACUCACACUGGAGAAAAACCUUUUUCCUGCUCAACUUGUGGUAAAGGUUUUACACAAAGUCAACAUUUGAAAGUACACACUGGAACACACACUGGUGAAAAACCUUUUAUCUGUUCAAUAUGUGGUAAAGGUUUUGUAGAAAGUCACAAUUUGACAUUACACAUGAGAACACACACUGAUGAUAAACCUUUUAUCUGUUCAAUGUGUGGUAAACGUUUUGUUGUAAGUCACAAUUUGAAAGUGCACAUGACAACACACACUGGUGAAAAACCUUUUUCCUGUUCAAUCUGUGGUAAAGGUUUUACACAAAUGGAACAUUUGAAAAGACACAAGAGAACACACACUGGUGAAAAAUCACAUUCGUGUUCAAUCUGUAGUAAAUAUUUUGUACAAAGUCAACAUUUGAAAGUACACAUGAGAACACACACUGGUGAAAAACCUUUUUCCUGUUCAAUCUGUGGUAAAGGUUUUACACAAAUUCAACAUUUGAAAAGACACAAGAGAACACACACUGGUGAAAAAUCACAUUCCUGUUCAAUCUGCAACAGAAGCUUUUGUGACCAAUCAAGCCUUGUAGUGCACAUGAGAAGACACACAGGAGAGAAAGUGUUGAGUUGCAGGGUGUGUGGUGAAAGAUUCUCUUAUAAGUACCAGUGUGAGAAACACAAGUGUGCUGGUGAGAACAGCAGCAGCAAAUGAAACUGCAGGAUUUGAAAUAAACUGUCAAGACUUUAAUUUUGACUUUCUAACAACAUCAGCACAUAUAACAUGUGUGACAUUGUUGUUUGUGUUUCUACAUUUAUAGAUUACAUAUUUUACUUUAGUGCUUUUGUCAGUCAAGUACAUGUAUUAAUAUGUAACAUUGUGUACUUUUAUUAAAAAUUGAACAACACGUCACAACUUUUCUGGUCAGACUUCCAGCAAAGCAUUGGUGUCCUCCGUAAAGGACACGUACGUAUUUGUCAUGGAAAAGCACUCACAUGUGAUUUGUUGAAUACAAUUAACAAUCUGUCUUCCAAAAUGGCAGCUCGCCUAUUAUAAAGGCACAAGAAAACUAAGUUAUUGUGUUUUUCAAUGUUAAAAAGCUGCGUUUUUCAAGCACAAGUCUUCAAUCAGUUGUCAGACGGGGUUUUGGUAAGAUUAAAUCAUUUUUAAGACACAUUUCCUUAUGUCCUCUGUAAUGUUCCAUGUUCUGAAUAAAACAACAGUUUGUCUUCCUCA